This is a messenger RNA of Corchorus capsularis, 4230 nucleotides long. Lineage: Eukaryota; Viridiplantae; Streptophyta; Magnoliopsida; Malvales; Malvaceae. The record is from the annotation of a GenBank genome assembly.
AUGCUUGAAUGUUUUGAAAACAUCAAAAUGCUGAUUAUAGCUAUGCAAGAUCACGAAUGCAAGAGAUGCUUUGCUGAAAAUGCAAGGAUGGUGAUAGAUUGUGAUGCGCCAAGGGCUUAUCCUGGUCUUGAAGAACACAAUGGAGACAACGGAGAUCAUGGAAAGGAUGCUCAAGGAGUGCAAGGAAGCAUGGACAAUCUUAAAGGAGAGGAUGGAAUCGCAAAUAUGCCAUUAGAUGAUGGAAUCGCACCAAAGAUGCCAUUUGAUCCUAUGAAGAUGCCUUUAGGUCCGAUGACAAGAGCAAGGGCUAAGAAGUUCAAAGAUGCAUUAACAAGCUUUGUUCGAACUCAUCUUGAAGGCUUGAAGUCCAUUGAAGAUCAAUUGGAGAGCAUUGAAGUCGAUGGAAGCAAGAAUAUUCCCAAUGAUUCUAAGCUAUGCACUUUGCUUGAAAUCAUUGAGUCACGAAAAGAAAGGAGUUCUCUAGGAGUUGCUCUUAUUAGGCCUAUUGAAGCUAGUACCAUGGGAGACAAUACUCCACAAGGAGAGCAAAAUCAAGCGGAUUUGGCUACUAUGUUUCAAGCCCUAAUGCAACGUAUGGAUGUACUAUCCAAUGAUGUUCAACAAAUCAAAGAUAGGCAAAAUCAACAAGCUCAACCUCCUCAACAAAGAGCCAAUGCCUCCAACAACAAUGAAAGAGUUCAACCUCCACAACCAAGACAAGUUGUUCCUAGAAUUGAUCCUAUGGAGAGAUUGAGGCAACAAGAGCUUGGGGGUCAAGCUUAUAAUGAGAAUUUACGGCCUAGGAGGGGAAUUGAAAGAGAGGAGCCAAAAGACAACAUCAAAUACAAAAUCCCUAAAUUCAAUGGGAGGGGGACACCGGCGGAUUACUUGGAGUGGGAGUCCGAAUUGGAUAUGUACUUUGAUUAUCACCCCCAUGCCGAAUCCAAGAAGGUGCAAAUUGCUACCCUUGAUUUUUCGGAGAAUGCUUUGAAUUGGUGGAAUCAAUUAGUGCAAUCAAGGGGAAGAAAUUUGGAGAGACCUAUUGAUACUUGGUUGGAAUUAAAGAGUCUUAUGAGAAAGCGAUUUGUUCCAAGCUAUUAUAUCAACUCUCUUUAUCAAAGCUUGCAAUCUUUGAGGCAAGGAACAAGGAGUGUUGAUGAGUACUAUUCCGAGAUGAUGUUGUUGAUGCCUAGGGCCGAAGUUGAUGAAGCUCCACAAGCCACUAUGGCUAGGUUUAUGGCGGGUUUGAAUAGAGAUAUUCUUGACAUAGUGGAGAUGCAACAACACUAUGAUGUUGAGGAAUUACUUCAACAUGCUUUGAAGGCCCAGAGUCAAGUCAAAAGGAAUGGCGCUAAGAAGAGCUUUGCAUCAUCGUCAAGCUCAUGGAAGACUCCAAUUAAGAAAGAUGAGAAAUCAUCCAACAAAGAGAAGGAGUUGGCGCAAAAGGGAGCAAGCCCUAAAACCGAUUCUAAGUCUUCAUCAAGUUCUUCUUCUAAGAAUCAUGUUAAGUGUUUUAAGUGUCAAGGAUAUGGUCAUUAUGCUAAGGAUUGCGUUAACAAAAAGGUUAUGUUCACUAAUGACUAUGGAGAAAUUGAGAGUGAAGAUGAAGAAUUUGCACUAGGAUCUAAUGGUGAUGGAGAUGAUGAAAAGGGAUUUGCGUAUGAUGAUGCAGAUGAUGAUGAUGGUAACACACCGACACUCUUGAACUUAGUUGCAAGAAGAACUUUAAGGGCCUAUGUUAAAGGAGAUGUUCACAAUCAAAGGGAGAAUUUGUUUCAUACUAGAUGCAAGUACAAUGAUGAGGUGCUAUGUGAUGUUCCUCCAAUGCAAGCAUGCCAUGUCUUACUUGGUCGACCAUGGCAAUAUGACAACAAGGUAUAUCAUGAUGAUGUGUUUCCUGAGGAGAUUCCUAGUGGUUUACCACCUAUUAGGGGGAUUGAACAUCAAAUUGACUUCAUCCCUAGAGCACAAAUAACUAAUAAGCAAGCUUAUAGGACAAAUCUCGAAGAAACAAAGGAGUUAGAGAAGCAAGUUAGAGAGCUAUUAAAAAAGGGUUUUGUUCGUGAAAGCCUUUCUCCAUGUGCAGUUCCUGUUUUGCUUGUUCCUAAGAAGGAUGGAACUUGGAGAAUGUGUGUUGAUUGUAGAGCAAUAAACAACAUAACGGUAAAGUAUCAUCACCCUAUUCCUAGAUUAGAUGAUAUGCUUGAUGAAUUGCAUGGUGCUUGUUUAUUUUCAAAGAUUGAUCUUAAGAGUGGAUAUCAUCAAAUUCGCAUGAAAGAGGGUGAUGAAUGGAAAACUGCCUUUAAAACUAAGCUAGGGUUGUAUGAAUGGUUAGUUAUGUCUUUUGGAUUGACUAAUUCACCUAGUACUUUCAUGAGGCGAAUGAAUCAUGUUUUGAGAGCUUAUAUUGGUAGGUUUGUUGUUGUUUAUUUUGAUGAUAUACUUGUGUAUAGCCGAAACCUAGAUGAACAUGUUGAACAUUUGCGUUGUGUGUUAGAUGUACUUAGGGUUGAGAAGUUGUAUGCUAACCUUAAGAAGUUCACCUUUUGCACAAACAAGCUUGUUUUUCUUGGUUUUGUGGUGUCAUCGCAAGGUAUAGAAGUUGAUGAGGAGAAGAUCAAAGCAAUCAAAGAAUGGCCAACCCCCACCAACGUUGGUCAAGUGAGAUCUUUUCAUGGCUUCGCUGGGUUCUAUAGGAGGUUUGUUAAGGACUUUAGCACCUUAGCCGCCCCUAUUACUAGUGUGAUGAAGAAGAAUGCACCAUUCAAGUGGGGAAAAGAACAACAAGAAGCAUUUGAGACCUUGAAGGAAAAACUAACUAAUGCUCCUUUGCUUGUUUUGCCUAACUUUAACAAUACUUUUGGAAUUGAAUGUGAUGCAUCAGGGGUUGGAAUUGGAGCUGUUCUAACGCAAGGUGGGAGGCCCGUAGCUUAUUUUAGUGAGAAAUUGAAUGGGGCUGCAUUGAAUUAUCCAACCUAUGACAAAGAGUUGUAUGCUCUUAAGCAAGGUAAGGAGAAUGUUGUAGCCGAUGCUUUAUCAAGGAGGGAAUCGCAUGAAGGGGGUUUAAUGGGUCACUUUGGAGUUGAUAGAACUUAUGAGAUAUUGCAUGAAUACUUCUUUUGGCCGAAGAUGCGAUAUGAUGUAGGAAAGCAUGUUUCUAGUUGCAUUGUUUGUUUGCAAGCUAAAUCUACAUCUAAGCCUUAUGGAUUGUAUACUCCUUUGCCUAUUCCUUAUGAACCAUGGACUCAUAUUAGCAUGGAUUUUUUGUUAGGUUUACCUCGUUCUAAGAGAGGUAAAGAUUCUAUCUUUGUGGUUGUUGAUAGGUUUUCUAAGAUGGCACACUUCAUUGUAUGUACUAAAACGGAUGAUGCCAUUAAUAUAGCUAAUUUGUUCUUUAAGGAGAUUGUUACACAACAUGGAAUGCCUAGGACGAUUGUGAGUGAUAGAGAUGCUAAGUUCUUAAGUCACUUUUGGAGGACAUUAUGGGCUAAGUUAGUCGACAUGGAUGGUGAAAGAAAGACCGAUUUUGUUAAGGAUCUUCAUGCUAAGCUUAGAGCUCAAAUUGAGAAGAAAACACAACACUACAUGAAGGUUGCUAACAAAGGGCGCAAAGAGGUCAUCUUUGAACCUGGAGAUUGGGUUUGGUUGCAUCUAAGGAAGGAGAGGUUCCCUGAAAAGAGAAAGUCUAAGCUCUUACCUCGUGGAGAUGGUCCAUUCCAAGUCUUGGAGAGAAUCAACAACAAUGCCUACAAGCUAGACCUUCCUAGUGAGUAUGGCAAUGUAAAUCCUACUUUUAAUGUUUCAGACUUAUCCUUGUUUGAUAGUGAUGCAGAUUUGAGGAAAAAUCCUUUUCAAAGGAGAGGGGAUGAUGCGCCAAGGGCUUAUCAUGGUCUUGAAGAACACAAUGGAGACGAUGGAGAUCAUGGAAAGGAUGCUCAAGGAGUGCAAGGAAGCAUGGACAAGCUUAAAGGAGAGGAUGGAAUCGCAAAAAUGCCAUUAGAUGAUGGAAUCGCACCAAAGAUGCCAUUUGAUCCUUUGAAGAUGCCUUUAGGUCCGAUGACAAGAGCAAGGGCUAAGAAGUUCAAAGAUGCAUUAAAAAGCUUUGUUCGAACUCAUCUUGAAGGCUUGAAGUCCAUUGAAGAUCAAUUGGAAAGAAUUGAAGUCGAUGGAAGCAAGAAUAUUCCCAACAAUUCCAAGCUAUGCACUUUGCUUGAAAUCGUUGAGUAUUAG